Messenger RNA from Protomyces lactucae-debilis, 1593 nucleotides. RefSeq names its product amino acid permease/ SLC12A domain-containing protein. Gene Ontology annotation, molecular function: amino acid transmembrane transporter activity. Gene Ontology annotation, cellular component: membrane. Lineage: Eukaryota; Fungi; Ascomycota; Taphrinomycetes; Taphrinales; Protomycetaceae. The record is from RefSeq and is a predicted model, not a curated record. Gene Ontology annotation, biological process: amino acid transmembrane transport. The transcript is spliced from 5 exons. The coding region runs from base 1 to 1593 and encodes 530 amino acids.
AUGAAUUCUUCAAAACGAGACUACGUCGCUGGGCAGGAUGUUGAAAAAAUGGAUUCGCUAAAGCAAGGCGAAAUCAGAGAUGGAACGACACACAGAGGCCUGAAGAGUCGUCGAACUAUCGGCACGGGUCUCUACAUCGGUUCAGGCCGUGUACUCGCCCUUGCUGGACCAGCAGGCGCCCUCUUGAGUUAUCUUGUCAUCUCCUUGGUCGUCUACUCCGUCAUCCAAUGCAUGGGUGAAAUGACCACUUGGCUACCGAUUCCCGGAUCUGUGCCAACAUACACGCGAAGAUACGUCGAUCCCAGCUUGGCUUUCGCGUCUCAAUACAACUUUUUCUAUGCCUUUUCCAUGCUUGUUUGUGCAGAGAUUUCAGCUGCUUGUCUCAUCAUCAACUACAACGGCGUGUGGAUUGCCAUCAUCCUUGUGACCAUUACUGCGCUGAACAUGGGAGCUGUCAAGUUCUUUGGUGAAGCAGAGUUCAUCUUUGCAUCGCUCAAGAUCCUACUCAUCAUCAUUUUGCUCCUGACUUCCUUUGUCAUCGGUCUUGGCGGAGGACCAAAGGGCGACCGUCUUGGCUUUCGGUAUUGGAAAAAUCCAGGAGCCUUCAAUGCGUACAUUGCAACAGGCCCAUGGGGAGAAUUUCUUGCCUUUUUCGCUUCGCUCGUCAGUGCCGGUUUCUCCUUCGUCUUCUGCGACGCCCUCCUCUGCAUCGCUGCAGGAGAAUGCGAAAGCCCUCGCCGAAACGUACCUAAGGCAACACGUCGUUUUUUCGCUCGUCUCAUUGUCUUUUACAUCUGCAGUAUUUUGGCCAUUGGGUGUGUUGUCAUGAGUACUGACUCACGACUCUUAUCCGGUACUGGCAAUGCAGCCAGCAGUCCGUUCGUGAUUGCCAUCAAGAAUGCCGGUAUCCAGGGAUUAGACCAUUUCGUUAAUGCACUCAUCUUGACGUCAGCAUGGAGUGCCGGCAAUGCCUUCUUCUACGCUAGCUCGCGAACCCUUCACUCUAUGGCAGUUGAAGGCAAUGCCCCUCACUUCCUGAAGAAGUGCAACAAGAAUGGUGUACCAGUGUAUUGCGUUGCUGUUGUCUUCUGCAUCGGGCUGUUGACCUUUAUGAACGUCUCGCAAGGCAGCGCUACAGUCUUUGCUUAUUUUGUCAACUUGUCAACGAUUAGUGGUUUCUUGGCUUGGAUGUGCUUGUUGGUCACGUACUUGCGCUUCAGAGCUGCACGUCAGGCGCAAGGCAUCUCAGAUGCAGAUUUGCCAUACCGCUCACCCUUUCAGCCAUAUUUGGCAUGGUUUGGAUUGAUUACAAUCUCCAUCAUCACUCUUCUUAAUGGGUUCGCCAACUUCACCACUGGCAACUUCACCAUCUCUGGCUUCUUGACAGCAUACUUUGGCAUACCCUUCUUUCUGGUGUUAUACGUGGGUCACAAGAUUUACAGUCGCAUGAACGGCCUACCAACGCAAUUCUACAUUCCUGCGGGCGAGAUUGACUUGCAUACGGGUAAAGCAGAGAUUGACUUUGAUGAACAGAAUGAUGUGGAGCGUUUGCCACGUAACACGCUUGAGAAGGUCUGGUUUUGGAUUGCUUAG